Messenger RNA from Eublepharis macularius, 1085 nucleotides. RefSeq names its product arylamine N-acetyltransferase, pineal gland isozyme NAT-3-like. Gene Ontology annotation, molecular function: acetyltransferase activity. The transcript is spliced from 2 exons. Bases 110 to 1021 code for a protein of 303 amino acids. The record is from RefSeq and is a predicted model, not a curated record. Lineage: Eukaryota; Metazoa; Chordata; Lepidosauria; Squamata; Eublepharidae.
CCCAGAAGAGGAACUGGGCUCGAAACCAUUCCAUUUCUGUGAAUGAGUAGUCCGAGCAACUUAAUAAAGGAAAACGAGGAAGGGACAGUAGGAUACUUUGGCUGUUUGGAUGAAUUUAGCAGGAGGAGCACAACGCCCUGCCAUGAAACUUAAGGAGUAUUUUGCAAGAAUUUCUUACAAAGGCCCUCAGAUGCCACUGGAUUUAAAAACCUUGACGGCAGUUUUGCAACACCACAUCCGAUCAGUACCAUUUGAAAACCUCAGCAUUCACUGUGGUGAAACCAUUGAGUUUGGGUUGGAAGCGGUCUACAACAAAAUCGUAAAGAACCACCGAGGCGGAUGGUGCCUUGAGAACAACCUUCUUUUAUCAUGGGUCUUUCAGACCAUGGGCUAUGAGGUCACUCUUUUGGGAUCUCAUGUUUACAUCCCUCAGGAAAACAAAUAUGACGAAGCCAUGAACCACCUCCUGUUUAAAGUGGUCAUUGAUGGCAAAGCCUACAUCAUCGAUGGAGGCUUUGGGAUAGCCUUCCAAAUGUGGGAACCAAUGGAAUUGGUUUCUGGAAAGGACCAACCUCAGAAGCCGGGCAUCUUCCGCCUCACAGAAGAAAAUGGAGUAUGGCACUUUGACAAAAUAAAGCGCAAAGUAUAUGGUUCCAGUGCUGAUAACAGCUCUCUCUACUUUGAUGGCCCGGAAGACUUGACUUGCAAGAAAGUUUUUGCAUUUACGCUGAAGCCACGGUCGAUAGAGGAGUUCCGAGAGCAGAAUACGAUUCUACAAACUGCACCUGAUUCUUUGUUUGUUAAGAAGUCCAUCUGUAGCCUCCAGACUGCCAAUGGCUUUCAGGUUUUGAUUGGCUGGACACUCACAGAAACCAAAUAUGAUUACAAGGACAACAUGGAUAUGAUAGAACGGACCACUCUUAGUGACAAAGAAGUGGAGAAAGCUCUGAAGGAGCGGUUCAACAUAAGAUUAAAGAAGAAGUUUGUCCCCAUUAAUGAAAGCCUAGUGGCCACAUCUUAACUUCGAUUACUUCCACAGCAAAUUUAGAAAACCCUACCUGAGCCAAGCAACCCCAAAAUUGUGA